Molecule: messenger RNA, 1326 nt
Organism: Lacerta agilis (Sand lizard)
Lineage: Eukaryota; Metazoa; Chordata; Lepidosauria; Squamata; Lacertidae
Product: arylacetamide deacetylase-like 4
Exons: 4
Coding region: 17-1225 (402 amino acids)
Cellular component (GO): membrane
Molecular function (GO): carboxylic ester hydrolase activity
Source: RefSeq, a predicted model, not a curated record
UGGUGAAACUCUGUGGAUGCUGAUAUUAUAUACGACCAUUUUCAUUCAUUUCUUGCUGUUUGCAUGGGGAGCUUAUUAUCGUCUUAGCAGGCUCCACUUCCCUCGAGGACUGCCCCAUCGCCUAAAAUUACUGCUUCACGAUUUUUCAACGGGAUAUACAUUGGCACUAGCAGGAAUUCUGGAAAAACUGGGCAUCUGCCAUAGAUAUUCCAUAAUCAGGGCCAUACUCCUAUUCAUUCCAAAAACGAAGGAGCCAGAACUGAUCAUAAAGGACCUGGUUUUUGAUGGGGUGCCUGUGAGGGUGUACUGGCCCAAGACAUCACCUGCUGGGAACAGGAAAGGAAUCAUCUUUCUUCAUGGAGCGGUUGGACUAUUUGCAAGCAUUCGAACCUCAGAAAGGAUCUGCCAUUCCAUUGCCCACCAAACUGACUCAGUGGUUAUGUGUGUUGAGUUUCGUUUAGCUCCUGAGCAUCCCUAUCCAGCCCCUGUACUGGAUUGUUUAACUGCUGUAAUAUAUUUUAUGAAAAAGGCAAAGGAAUACGGAGUGGACCCCAGCUGCAUUGCCAUUGUUGGGGAGAGUAGCGGAGGCACAAAAGCUACAGCCAUUUGUCAAGAACUGGUGACCAGAGAGGACCUCCCAAGAAUGCGAGCUCAGGUCCUCAUCUACCCAUUCCUCCAAGGAAUGGACUUCAAUUUGCCAUCCUAUCAGCAAAACCAGUCGAUUCCUCCCUUGUUUCAGAAAAGAGCUGUCAAACUUGGUUUGACAUAUCUCACUGGGAAGACAAUCAAUGUAGAUGGAAUUCUGAAAGGCGCCCAUGUCCCUCCUGAUUUGAGAGAGAAAUACCAAAAAUGGAUAAGUGCUGAUAACAUUCCAGAAGAAUUUAAAGCUAGGGGCUAUGUUCCUGUAGUGCCUGCUCCAUUUUCAGAAGAACUUUAUGAACAAGUUAAAAGAGGUACUGAGACAAUGUUUUGCCCCCUUCUAGCGGAGGAUGACAUAAUCCGCCAGCUCCCAGAGACUUUCAUUCUAACCUGUGAAUAUGAUGUUCUCCGGGAUGACGGGCUGUUGUACAAAAAGCGUUUAGAGGACAACGGUGUACCAGUGACAUAUCAUCAUCUUCCAGAUGGAUUCCAUGGAAUAUUGGGCGCUGCUGGUUGCGGGCCACUUGAAUUUCCAAGCACAAAGAAAUGUAUGCAGCAUGUAGUAGAGUUCUUAAAAGGUUUAUAGAAAUGAAUGACCUUCUUUGUCUUCCAAUGGCAGUCUUCCACUUCUGUGGAGGGAAAUAUUUUUCCUCAUUGUGGCAAUCCCAAAGUAAAAAGAAAAACUCA